Molecule: messenger RNA, 1202 nt
Organism: Myotis davidii
Lineage: Eukaryota; Metazoa; Chordata; Mammalia; Chiroptera; Vespertilionidae
Gene: HSPB8
Product: heat shock protein family B (small) member 8
Exons: 3
Biological process (GO): cellular response to unfolded protein
Cellular component (GO): nucleus; cytoplasm; protein folding chaperone complex
Molecular function (GO): protein homodimerization activity
Source: RefSeq, a predicted model, not a curated record
GUACCUGCGGAUGGCAGGAGCCCCCCGCCCUUCCCUGGAGAGCCCUGGAAAGUGUGUGUCAACGUGCACAGCUUCAAGCCAGAGGAGCUGAUGGUGAAGACCAAGGACAGAUACGUGGAGGUGUCUGGCAAUCACGAAGAGAAGCAGCAUGAGGGGGGCAUUGUGUCCAAGAACUUCACCAAGAAAAUCCAGCUCCCUGCGGAGGUGGACCCCGCCACCGUGUUCGCCUCGCUCUCCCCAGAGGGUCUGCUGAUCAUCGAGGCUCCCCAGGUGCCCCCGUACUCGCCAUCCGGAGAGAGCGGCUUCAGCAACCAGCUUCCUCAAGACGGCCAAGAGGUCACCUGCACUUGAGACCCCAGUCCUGGCCCAUCCUUGUCACCCCACCCACCACCCCCACCCCCAGGGCUUCUCUGAUUCCAGGGUACAUUAGUCAUCACUUCAGCUGAACUCGUAGAUUUAGUGCAACUAAAAUGUUGGGGGUCAGGGUCAUUUGACCAGUCCCUAGAGAGUGUAGGACUAGGUGUUUGCACCAGGGGGCGCGAUUGGCAAGUCAUGCUGGGUGGCGUUAGGCCAAAAUGCUGGAAGUGUUUCUUUCUUUACUUUUUCUGUCUCGAUAAAAAUGUUGUACAUUCAACAGCUGCACAGCAUGCAGAAGGGGACAUAGCAUGUCACACGGUGUCUCACCUUGCAGCUGAUGCCAGAGCUGCUUUUCUCUGGGGACCUCGCAUCACCCAGAUUCCUGUUCUGGGCCCCGAUGUCCGUGCCUGCCCCCUGGUUGGCUGAUGGGGCCCAUGAGCUCCCUGCACUGUGUUUCUGCGGCCCUGGCCUAUAGCGGUGACAGCAGGGCUUCCUCCCCAAACGGGAAUUACCCAACAGUCACAGGAAAGCAUCAGUGCCUUCUGCCCUCCGCCCAGCACCGGCCCCACGUUCCCGAGCUCACAGUCCCCCAGGAGUCUGGAAGCCCCUCGGUUUACCCUCCAGCUAACGUCCCCCUUCCUUGUGUCUAUGUCCUCGUCGGGAUUUUUACAGAGGGGGCUGUCUCCAGGCAGCUCCGCCAGGAACCAAGCAAAGGCCAGACAGCCGGCAGGCAGGAUAGUGGUACUGUGUGUACGGGUGGGACGUGUGUGUCAUUGUUAUUUGAAUUGUGCUGUUCUUUAGGGGAAAAAUAACAGUAAAUAAUAAUAAAGGAACUGGUGUUCUUA